AUCUAGUCUAAAAUACGUACUCUUCUUUUAUGGACUACAGCAGUGCAUUUUGCAGACUAGCAGAGAUAAUAAAAUAAUUAUUAUGUAUUACACUGCAACAUACUGCACACUUCCGGAAUCGGGGUAUCAAAGAGUUUAUCUGGAUGCUAGUUAGCAUCCUAGCUAGCGAAGCGCAGUUAGGUUUUGCAGUUCUUCCGUUUCAGAGUUGAAUUUCGGUCGGCUUUUUAACGCAUUUUAUUUUAGAGUUUGUUAGCGCUAGGUGUUAAGGGUGGAAGUACAGUAAGGAAGGUUGGUAGAGAUCUAAUAAACUAAAGAAAAAAUAUAUACAGAGCUUGAGACUGGAGCUAGCUUCGUUAGCUUGUUUACUAGCUUAGUUGCUAACGCGGAGUAGCUCAGUUUGUCUGUUUUAGCUAGUUAGCCGUUAGCUGAGGUUUACAGGGUGCGCUAUGAAGGUGCGUUAGGAAAUUGUGUCUCCCUCACUGCGAUGAUCUGGUCCAAGCAGAAUUGUGUGUGUGUUUUUUUUUUUUUUGUUUGUUUUUUUUUAUGCUCCUAUGUAGGUAUUAUGGCUAGAGACAUUCAAGAGAGAAAGAGAGGAUCAAAAGGACAGUAUGGCCGCCACAGUCGCUGUCAGUCCCAGUGAAUAUCUUCAGCCCUCAACGACCACCUCUCAAGAUUCUCAGCCAUCACCUUUGGCCCUCCUGGCUGCCACUUGCAGUAAGAUUGGCCCACCAGCUGCCCAAGCUCCGGCCAGCACGCCUCCAGCCCAGCCAACUACGCGCCGCCUUCACCCUAUCAAACCUGCUCCCAUCGCUCCGGCGCCACCCAAAAACCUGGGCUUUCUGUCAGCCAAAGGAAAUAUCAUCCAGCUCCCUGCAGGCUUGGGUUCUUCAGGAACCAGUCCCAUCCUCUUAACAAUCCAGCCUCCAACUCGCCCAACAAGUACAAAUGCUGCCAACAUUCAGUACCAAGUGGUGCCCCAGAUCCAGGGAGCUCAGACCAUUCAGAUGGUACCCCAGGGUGGACAGAUCCAGAUUAUCCCUGGGACCAACCAGGCUAUCAUCACCUCACCUGUUACAAUGCAGGCUGCUACUCCCACUCCUGCCCAGAAGACAAUACCCAUCAAGCCAUCCACGCAGAAGCGGAGACAGAACAGCAGUAACGUUGCACCCAGCACUAACAUUGUGCGUCUGCCUAGUGGACUUGCUCUGCCCCUCAAUGUUGCUACAGGUGAAGUGGGUGCAACUCAGAUUGUCACAGAGUCGGCAGCUCCAUCACCUCGGCCAGUGAAGGGAAAGAGGGGGCGGAAGAGACUGGCUGCUGUAGUUGCUCCUGCUCCUCCGCCAGCCUCACCUCCACCUAUUGCUGAACAGGUGGAAACAGUGCUGAUAGAAACAACAGCUGAUAACAUCAUUCAGGCAGGGAACAAUCUCCUGAUUGUGCAGAGUCCAGGAGGGAGCCAGCCUGUGGUACAGCAGGUGCAGUUGGUUCAGCAGAAAUCAGAUCAGCAGGUGGUGCAGAUACCACCCCAGGCUCUAAAAGUGGUACAAGCUGCUUCAGCGACACUCCCCCCUGUACCCCAGCGAGUGCCAUCCACCCCCAGUGUGCAGGUUGCUCCCUCAGAACCCACACAGGUAUUGAUUAAAACAGCUUCAGGUGAAUGGCAGGCAGUACAGCUUCAGGAGACUAUCGUAACCACUCCAACUACACCCACUGCUACUCCCAUCCCACCAGCAGGCAUAAGUAAGAAAGGCCACCCGGGGGCACGGAAAGAGAGGACCCUUGCCAAGAUCGCUCCUGCUGGUGGAGGUCUGAUAACGCUUAAUGCGGCACAGCUCACUUCAGCAGCUCAAGCCGUGCAGACCAUUAAUAUCAACGGGGUUCAAGUCCAAGGAGUUCCUGUCACCAUCACCAAUUCAGGGGGACAGCAACACCUGACGGUACAGACGGUUCAGGGCGGUGGGCUUCAGCUGGGCAGCGUUCAGACACAGGAGCAGCCGCUGAAGAUGGAACAGACGCUUACGCUUGAGCUUCAGAGCCAACCAGGAGAGAAGAAAAGGCGCAUGGCCUGUACCUGUCCCAACUGCAAAGACGCAGAGAAAAGGCCUGGCGAGGUUGGGAAGAGAAAGCAUAUCUGCCACAUAGCGGGCUGUGGGAAGACCUUCCGGAAGACGUCGCUGCUGCGAGCACACGUGCGGCUGCAUACGGGAGAGCGGCCUUUUACCUGCAGCUGGGUUUUCUGUGGGAAGAGCUUUACACGCAGUGACGAACUGCAGAGACAUGCCAGGACACAUACAGGAGACAAGCGCUUCGAAUGCUCCAAGUGUCAGAAACGAUUCAUGCGGAGCGACCACCUCACAAAGCAUUACAAAACUCACCUAAACACAAAGAACUUGUGAACAUAAACUGCCUGAAGGUUUCAACAAAACUCUUAAAGAACAUCUUUCCCUGAGAAGAAGCAGGGAUAGAGUCAGGGUGUUAUUGGAGGAAAAUCUCUCCCCUCAUCUAACUUGGACACAGCGUGUUCUAGUCCAGGCUCUGCUGUAGUCGAUUCAGACGAGCCCACACUCCUUAUGUGUCGCAUUUGCAACUCCAUCUCGUUUGUCAUAGAAGGGCUGGCCGUGUGUCGAAGGAUCCAGGAAGAAACCCUGGAUGUGUAGUUUGGGUCGAGUUUUUCUUCCUUAGCAGGAAACAGAACAUGUGUAUCUCAGACAUGAAUUGCAGCACCAACAACUACUCCAGCCAAGAAGCUCUGCUUUUCUUCAUGUUAUACAUUUUAGAGCAGUUUUAUGUGUUUUAUUUUGUCGAGCCUUUUGACUGGUGUGUAGCAGCUCAUGGACAACUUUUAUUAUGUAAAUGUUUGCCUAUAUUCAGACAUAUAUUUGUACAUAUGAAAAAUGCUUGGACUUGCUCUAUACCCCAGCCAAGGUGUUUGUUUUUUGUUGUUGUUUUUUUGUUUGUUUUUGUCCAUUUGUUUUUUCCUCAGAAUUGGAAAGUUUGAAAUACUCUAACCCUCCUUAAUUAACAUCUGUUUAGAAUUAAUUAUAUAUUUGCUGUGAUUGGACAAUCAUGUCUUGAGUGUGGAAGAACAGUUAAUGGAGGCCAGUUAAGAAGUAAUUGAUUAAAAACUGCAGAAAGGUAUACAGAAGAAUGCUGUAUUUAAAAGACAAAAAUAGCCUAGCCGUGUAAUUAUUUAGAUUAUAUGUUUUGGACAUUUUAGAGUUGAUUAUAGAAUCUGAUAUUCAGAUGGCAAAGUGGUGAACGAGGUACAGAUUUGUUACCUGUGACUGUAGAAAUAUGGACUUACCUUUCUGAUCGCAGGACACAGAAAUAGGAAAUUAACUUAAUGACUUACCCAAGUACAAUUAGAAUACAGUACAAUUUCCAACAUUUCAAAGAAUUCCUUUGGGAAUCAUCCUGAGAAAUAACCAGGAGUUCAGCAAUUUAUUUCUUCCCAGGUCUUUUAUCGAAGUUUAAUUUCCAGAUUCUGCUUUAAAAGGAGAAAAUGUUUGUGCAUAGGUAUGUUUGUGUUGUGUCUCUGAAUACAUGCGGAUGUAUCUUAGAGCGCACAAAAUGUGGGAUAUUUGUUACACAAACGGGUGGAUCGGCUUCUCUGGCCAAACCUGAAGAAUAAGGACUAUAUGUGUAUAUUGUAAAUGAGCAAAAAAGAGACACUGUAUAGUUUCAUUCCUGUACGACACAAGCCUAUUAGAUGACCCUUUUUAUCAAUUUAAAUGUUGCCUUAGAAAGCUUCACUCCCUAUUUAAAGAGAUUUCUGUCUAAUUAAAUGGAAUUGCAUUUGUAGAUUUGCUUUAUCUUUUGUCUAACUUGUAUUAUAAAAUGCCAACUUUAUGUGCACUGACCAAAUUCAGGGUUUUUACUUUACUAGUUCAAUUUAGUAUUAUUUUCAUCAAAUGUUAUUGGUUGUCAGAAUUAAAAAAGGAAAUCCCUAUUUUUAUCUUUCAUAGAUAAAUCCUACACCUGAAGUCCCUGUCUCUGAAAUGGCUAACUAUUUCUAUAAUAAUGGAGGUGCUUAAGCAGGAGAGCUUGCUACCUUUUCUACAGUCAGUUCAUCUUCCCCAAACUGACAAUAAAGCAUUCAAAUGUCUUGUCUGUCACCACGUGUCACUGCAAUACCUGUUAAAAAAAAAAAAAACUUACUGACUUUUUUGCA
Molecule: messenger RNA, 4171 nt
Organism: Clarias gariepinus (North African catfish)
Lineage: Eukaryota; Metazoa; Chordata; Actinopteri; Siluriformes; Clariidae
Gene: sp2
Product: sp2 transcription factor
Exons: 8
Coding region: 609-2396 (595 amino acids)
Biological process (GO): regulation of transcription by RNA polymerase II
Molecular function (GO): RNA polymerase II cis-regulatory region sequence-specific DNA binding; DNA-binding transcription factor activity, RNA polymerase II-specific
Source: RefSeq, a predicted model, not a curated record